AUGUGUGGUUGGCUUCAACUCGAGUUUCUUUGUGACCAUGGCAAGAUCAUACCUUUGGUCCUUUGCGGGCAGGCUCGGGAAAGCAACCUCGAUCCUUACCAAUGUGUCGGUAAGGAAAUUCUGCACACGUUUGUUGACGGAAGUGUGUUCUGUUGCAAAUUCUGCCCCACAACCGUUUCAUACGAAAAGCCUGAUCUAGCUAAAUAUUCUAGGUCGGAAUACUUCCAACGCAUGGAUAAUGGGCUACGGGCGAUUUGGCCGCGAAUCAUACAACAUGAACAGGUCACAGCUUUUAUAGCGACGCACAAAGGGAUCAUCGUCACCAGAGGAACGCCUAGGUAUAAACCUUUAAUGCCGAAUAUAAACUUGCAAGCAUUACACAUAGAGGACCCAGGGUUGAAUGCCCUUUUGCAACCGCAUGGUGAAGAGUUUAUCAAGUUCAGCUACAAUUGGACACUUGCGUGCUCUCCAGGGUGGCACGAAGCGUACUUGGCAGACAUCACGUGUCGGAUCAACCUGGUACUAAUUUGGGCCUGUUCUCGGCAAGUACCUACUCACGGGUUGAAGGAGUGGGCGAUUUCAGAGAAUGGAGCACUGCGCCUUUCAAUAAUCCAAGCCGCUAUCUUGAAGUCCCAGUCUUGGCAGGAAUUGGCGUAUCUGAUUAUGGCUAUGGAUGGUUUUCAUCGAUUAAUCCCAUCAGAGAGCUCUGUCCGUUCUGCCUCCUCUGGCUUCCUACCUAAUCUCUUCGACGAAUUACUUGCCUCUAACUCUGCGACUGCUGGAUCAAGAGGGAUUUUGAGGCGUGUGAAGGCUUCUAUGCAAAGAGCCAUGCCAGCGAAAGAAGAUGACCUGGUCGCGUCGAAUUUCAGGCAACUCGAAUUCCGCGUCCGAGUCGAGGAUUCAGACCACUACAUGGAUGAUUAUUUUAGAGUGAGGAUGAAUAAGGGGAAGGAGGAGCCGGGCCCAGAUCACGACGCAGCAUUGAAGCAUGUCCGAACUAGAAGUCGAGAUAACGAGGGCCUUCACUCAAAGUCGGCCUGUUGUUUUUGCUCUUUAGAAGGGGGAGGAGAUUAA
Messenger RNA from Colletotrichum godetiae, 1074 nucleotides. RefSeq lists its product as uncharacterized. Lineage: Eukaryota; Fungi; Ascomycota; Sordariomycetes; Glomerellales; Glomerellaceae. Bases 1 to 1074 code for a protein of 357 amino acids. The record is from RefSeq and is a predicted model, not a curated record. The transcript has 4 exons.